AUGCCAAACUAUGUGAUGUUCUUGAAGGAUAUUUUGAUAAAGAAGAGGAGGCUUGGUGAAUUUGAAACGGUAGCUUUGACUGAAGGUUAUAGUGCUAUUUUGAAGAAUAAAAUACCACCAAAGUUGAAGGAUCUGGUCAGUUUUACAAUUCCUUGUUCUAUUGGUGGUAAAGAUGUUGGUAGAGCACUUUGUGAUUUGAGGGCUAGUAUUAACUUGAUGCCCAUGUCAAUUUUCAAGAAGUUGGGAAUUGGUGAAGCAAGGCCAACCACUGUCACUUUGCAAUUAGCGGAUCGCUCUAUGGCACAUCCAGAAGGAAAGAUUGAAGAUGUUCUUGUGCAAGAUGAUAAGUUUAUUUUUCCAACGGAUUUCAUUAUUCUUGAUUAUAAAAUGGAUAGAGAUGUUCCAAUAAUUUUGGGGAGACCAUUUCUGGCUACCAGAAGGACUUUAAUUGAUGUUAAAAAAGGAUAG
Molecule: messenger RNA, 468 nt
Organism: Humulus lupulus (European hop)
Lineage: Eukaryota; Viridiplantae; Streptophyta; Magnoliopsida; Rosales; Cannabaceae
Exons: 1
Coding region: 1-468 (155 amino acids)
Source: RefSeq, a predicted model, not a curated record